GGAUGUGAUGUGCGUUGGUCGACGUGACGCUACUUGGAAAUCCCAAAGUUCCCAAGUUCAGAGGAGGAGAGAAUCGCAGCGCAUGCUUAAAAAACAAAACAAAACAGAAGGUUUUGAAGGGGAAACGCCGAGCGACUGAGGUGUGAGCAAGCAGGGAUUUAUAAAGCUCAAUCUGUCCGGUGCUGUGCCAAGUUGAGCCUGACGAGGGCGAUGUCUGACAGCAGCAACAGCACAGGCAGCAGCGGCUCCUCCACCAACAGCUGGACCCUCCUCUCCCCCGAGGAAGCUGCCAUUGAGAAUGUCGGGCCCGUGGACGAUGGCACUGAGAGCCUGGGCGAUGUCCCCAGCCUCUCUGAGGAGGUGGCAGGAGCUGCUGCGGAGUUCAAACCAGGUGGCAUUCCCGUAGAAACUGUACUAUCAGAAGAAGGCCAUGAGGUGUGUCAGGAGACCUCACCAGAGUCCAGUGAGGGUCCCAUUCCUUCUAGUCCAUCCCGGAUGAGCCCUCUUCAACCCAGCCUUCUUGACCCACCAGACCUCGACCUGGAGAGCCAACCUCCAGUCAUCCAUGAUAUUGUAACCAGCUCUCCCAGUGACAAUGAGCACCUAGGUGCCAUGCCAUUUGUUACCAAUAUUGAUAUAGCGGCUCAGUUAGAUAUGCCAGCUGUUGAAAUCCCCCCAGUUGAAUCCGAGGAGUCCUGCUCUGCACCUCUAAUGACUGAGAUCCCCAUCUCUGCAGAGCUUGCGCUCGAGAAGCCUGCUGAUGCUGGACUGAUUCCUGCGAAUCCUGCUGGGGAGAGUCAUGUCUUUAGCGCUGAACCUGAGGUUAACAUCUCCACCGAGACCCUUACAGCCACUGAUCCCCCGUCUCAUGUUGAAGCUGAUAUCAGCUUUGUUCCAGACAGUACAGAGCCACAAAGCCCAGUCCCUGAGAGCCUGGUGACUGAACAUCCUACUGAUGAAAGUACUGCACCAGAGACCGUUGGUUCAACUGAGGCAGACAAGGAGGCCGCUGUUAGAAAUAAGCCAUUAAAGCCAUCAGAGCCAGUGAGCCAAGAUGAGAGAGAAGAUGAAGAAGAGCCUUCCAUUAAGUAUGACUUGGGUGACACAGGCAGCUUUGAUGAUGGACUGCGGCGGAGAAAUGUGCCCCCCUUUGAGGCACCAAGACCGAGAACAUCAGAUGAGGAGGAGGAGGAGGAAGAGGAAGUAGAAUUCAAGCUGGCUGAAAAGAAGGAGGAAAAGCCAUGGUUCUCCUUGAACAAAUGCAUUGUGGGUGCUCUGGUCCUGCUCUUUCUAGGUUCCCUCUUUCUCUCAGGUGACUUUGAUGCCUCUGAUCUGAGUGAUCGAGAACAAAGCCAGGACGGGCUUAGCGGUGAUCCACAGGAUAUGAAAGAGCUAUUGGAUAAACUGACACAGGAAAACCAACAAAUCAUUCAGCUAGAGGCUCAACUACAGUCUAAAAAAGAAGAACUUGACUCUGCACUGAAGGCAAUAGCUGCAAGUAGUGAUGAAAAGGGUAAAGCAGAUCUGGAAAAAGAAAAUGCAAAGCUGAAGGAGGAGCUGUCGUCUCUGCCAGAGCUGAAGAAAGAGCUCGAGAGUCUCAGGGCCAGAGUGACUGAACUCAGCCAACUCGCAGCUGAUGAGGAAAUGCUUCCAGCUGCUUCUAGUUCAGCCCCUCAGCCUGAAGACAGGGAUGAUCAGAGUAACCAGAAAACACCUGGACCAGAGAGGAGGAAGGACACAAAGGAGGGAGGAAGGCUCAAGGAAGAGCUUCAGCGGCAGAAGGUUCUCUUGGAGGAGAGCAAGAAAAGGCUGGAAGGGAUGAAAAAUGAUGGAGGCGGGAGAAAACAAGUCAGGGAUCACUUAGAGGAGAUCCAAAGGAAACUCUCCAAACAAGUUGAGAUGUGGGGGAAGAAGAAGCCACAGAAGUCCAAAUGGAAAGGGAACAAAGGCAAAAACAGUCAAUGGGACCACUACAAAAAAGAGGAGAGGAGAGGAGAAAAAGAGUGGAAGCACAACAAAGAGAGAGAAUGGAGGCACAAAGACGAGAGGGAGCGAAGAAGGGAAAAAGAGUGGAAAGACAGCAAAGAGGGAGAGUGGAGGGACAAAGAGGAGAAGGAGCAAAGAGGAGAAAAAGAGUGGACAGAUAAGAGGGAGGAAGAAUGGAGGCACAAAGACGAGAGGGAGCGAAGAGGGGAAAAAGAGCGGAAAGACAGCAAAGAGGGAGAGUGGAGGGACAAAGAGGAGAAGGAGCAAAGAGGAGAAAAAGAGUGGACAGAUAAGAGGGAGGAAGAAUGGAGGCACAAAGACGAGAGGGAGCGAAGAGGGGAAAAAGAGCGGAAAGACAGCAAAGAGGGAGAGUGGAGGGACAAAGAGGAGAAGAAGGACAAAGAGUGGAAGUCUCAGAAGCAGAACUCUCAUAAAGAAGCGUGGCGGAAACACCAGGAUGAGUGGGAGAGCAAGAAGGGCGAGAGGAGAAUGGACAGAGAGGAAAGGAGGAAGGAGAAACCCUGGCACAGCCGGUCUGCUAAAAACCACCAACACCAACAUCACCAUCAGCAGCCCCGGCAGCCUCAUCAGCAACGCAACAGCGACUUCUGGAGAGACCAGGAGCAAAAGCUCCAACACAAUGUUCGUCCCCAGCUGGGCUGCACCUCUGUGGAGGCCUGCGCCAGCAAGGAGGGACUCUAUCCAGUGGAGCUGUCUGAGUUUGAGGAACUUCUCGAGGGCUACCUGAGCAAGCUUGAAAAGUCAUCAUCAGAGAGCAAGGACAGGAUCAGGAGGCUGACCGCCGAUUACUUUGAGGACGGCGUGUUUAUCCACGACAGGGUUCUUUUCAGCGACUUUGCUGAAGAUGUGGCGGACAUUUUGGAAGACAUGGUGGAUGUUUUAGAGGGCGACGGGCAGGAGGACGACGACUCCCUGGAGGAGGAAAUGGAGGAGUUUGAACGAGAAGCCCUGUGGAAGUUUGCUGCCACGGCCUAAAAACAAAUGCAGAGAGGAAAGAAGAUGGAGCGCAAGUGGUGGUUUUAUAGGACAUUUCUUGCCUACCUUCUCUUCAGAGCUGUAAUAGUAGUAGCUUCUGGUACAGAGUGGUUGUGCCUCUCAUAAACGUGUCCCUCUGAGUCUGUAAUUAUAAGCUAGACUUGUAUUCGUCAUCUUGGACUUAGUCGCUGUUACCUACCUCUGUCGAGUCAUGCCUCCAGUAAUGUGUUGUGUGAAUUUCCUCUGCUGUUUAGUGCUUUACAUACACGUAGUGCAUGUUACAGUUCAUAAUAAUGUCAGUUUAAACUGAUCACACAGAUCACAGAAGAUGGUAUUUGCAAAUAACCAUCAGUAUAGCUUAUAUACUGUUAUAUAAGUUGUCAAUAGAAAAAAAAAAAAGGAUGUUAUGUCAUUUGAUCCUGUGUGGGAAGCCGACCAAUCUCCACUCCAAGCAGGUUAAAACAAAUACUGAGACAGUUUUGCAGAUGCCAUUUACCCCUGCUCGGGUGUAACUGUCCAGUCCCAGAGGAUGAGAUCCCAGUCCUUUCAGUGAUAAGAAUCAAAUAAGGUCAGACCAGUUUUCUGUCAGCAGAUCUUUAUUUGGCCAAACGCACACAGAGGAGAGCCUGAGAGCGUUUGAAGGGCUUUUCAUCCUCUGAAUUCAAACUGUCGUCUGACAGCAGUCGUGUGGAACAACCAGGAACCAGUUGGUGCUGCUCCAAAAAAAAAAAAAAAAGCAAUAGGCUGAAGUGAUAGCCAUAGUUAAGUUGAAGAUUGCUAAACCACUUUAGCGCUUUUCUCAAGCAUUUGAGAAACAGCUUCUCUCACUUUUCAUUUCCAAUUAGAUUUAUUUUAAACAGUAUAUUUUCUUUAGUGAUGUAUCCAUGGGGACCUCUAGCACAUGAUCUACUCUUACUCAGUGUCCCACAGCAAUCUGAGUAAAACUAGAGAGGUUAGUGACCUACUAGAUUAACUAAAUGAAGUAGUUUCAUUUAGUUAAUCUGUUAAUUUGCCAAAAUAAGAUUGGCAACCUUCUUCUUUUUUCACACAUAGAUAUAAAGUGGCAUGCAUGACAGUGAGCUAGACAUAGCUUUGUUGUUUUUAGGUCAUAUAAAGAAGCAAGAAAUAUGCUGCAUUUCAUUUUAAUUUAUUUUAUUUUUAGUUUAGGAAGGUGAAACAGCACAAGCAAAGUCCAAAAUGUACUUCAGAAUUACUUUAAAAUGGAGAAAAAAUAUAUAUAUUUCCCUUUUUUUGAUUGUAGUGAAAUUUGACUUUUCCCUCUUGAUGUGGAUGUAAAGCUGAACUGAUUGUGAUUGUUUGCUCUCAUCAGUGAUUUCAUGUUUAUUUAUUGUCUCACUACACUGCAUCUCUUUUCCUUACUUUCAACCAGAAGAACCACAGACUUUGUCCCAGGCCUUGUGCAUUGAAUGUGAAUAUGGUUUUCAUUUAUUUAGCUUGCCAGCUCCUGCUUAUGUGCCUUUAAUAUAUUGCAAAUAAUUUUGAUUAGACAAGAGGUGUCUGAUUUUAUUUGCUUCUGCAAAGAUUAAGAAGAAAAACAAGUUUUUGAUACUUGUUAUUUUACUGCUGUUUGAAUGAAUGUUAUAGAGUUUACACAUAAGAUGUUGAAUUGAUUUUCUUUUUGUCGAAGGAGAACUUUUUUUCUGAAGGUUUCCAGACCAAAGGAUAUAAAAGAAAGCUAAUCACAACAGAUGAAUAUUUUAAUGAAAGCAGAGUUUAAUCAAUAUUUGAGAAGUAUUUUUUGUCUUUGUGGGACAAGAGUAGGGCUGUAUGCUUAUUGAUAAUGCAGGACCUGGCUCACAUGUGGAUGUAAUUGAUCCCUGGACAAUUUCUAUUUUGUUUUGUUUUUUUCCCCCCAUCAUCAGUUAUGUCCUCUUCUAGGAAGUCAGUAUUAAGUUCAAUAAAUCUCUCACACUGAUAUUCACAAA
Messenger RNA from Archocentrus centrarchus (flier cichlid), 4928 nucleotides. It is a transcript of the gene pbxip1a, whose product is annotated as pre-B-cell leukemia homeobox interacting protein 1a. Gene Ontology annotation, cellular component: membrane. The record is from RefSeq and is a predicted model, not a curated record. NCBI's taxonomy places the organism in Eukaryota, Metazoa, Chordata, Actinopteri, Cichliformes, Cichlidae. The coding region runs from base 211 to 2982 and encodes 923 amino acids. The transcript has 10 exons.